This is a messenger RNA of Penicillium crustosum, 309 nucleotides long. RefSeq lists its product as uncharacterized. The transcript has a single exon. Bases 1 to 309 code for a protein of 102 amino acids. The record is from RefSeq and is a predicted model, not a curated record. Lineage: Eukaryota; Fungi; Ascomycota; Eurotiomycetes; Eurotiales; Aspergillaceae.
AUGGCGGCGAAGGAAUUGGUCAAUGAUAUGAAGCUUAGCGCGAAGGUUACAGCGGAGGGUACUUACCAUGACACCUUCGAGCCAGUCUUUAGUCGAGGUACUGGUGGGCGGUGGUCACAGAGGAAGGAAUUAUGGAAGAAGGAGAGGCCAUUAGGCCACGGAACGUAUGGAGAUGUAUGGCUUGAACGGUACACAGCCAGUGAAACAAAAACGAAGUUCCGCGCCGUGAAGACUAUAAGAAAGCUGAAAGAUACUUCCCAUUCGGAUUACCUGACUCAAGAACUAGAAGCGCUCGCGAAGUUCUCUUAA